UGCCGCUUGCUCCCACACUUUUUGACUCUCUUUCCCCGGACGGCCACCGUCUCCUCUCCACCAACUCACCACCCUCCACGCUCCCUUUCUGUUGACUUCGUCCUGCCUGCCACCAUGGAGACGCCGCAGCAGCCGCCGCCGCCGCAGCAACAACAACAGCAGCAGCAGCAACAGCAGCAACAGGUGGACAGCCUCCCCAAGCCCGAGCGCAAGGGCUCCGCCAUCGUCAAGCGCAGAGUGAGCCGCGCCUGCGAUCAUUGCCACCGCAUGCGCACCCGCUGCAACGGCCAGGCUCCGUGUUCGCGCUGUAUAGAACUCGAAUAUGUGUGCCAAUACAACCGAGAGAAGAAGCGUCGAGGCAAGGUCCCCCGACACAUCCAGAAGCAGAGGGAAGAGGCUGCUCAGGCCAGCCAGAACCAGAUACGCCCAGAGGGAGGUGCAGCUGCUCUGUCGAUACAGACGGCAGCCGGCUACGAAGGCCCCGACAUGAUCCCCGAGAUGGACGAGGAAAUCUGGUCCCCCGCCGAGCCCACGCCCAUCGCACAGCACUUUCCCGGAAAGAACGACGUCGUGCCCAACACCUCUUCCCCCGCCUGGCAAGCCAUGCACAACAAUCCUCUGCACCCACACCCUCCCCCAAACCAAGACUCUUCACAGCAGCACCCGCACCCACACCCACAUCCACACUCGCACCCGCAUCCACACUCGGCCACCGCCUACCAACCUCCCAUCAACCACAUCAUGAUCGAUCCGCUCCUGCUGGGCCCCGGCGAAGUGAAUCACUAUGCCCAGCACCCCCAGAUGCAUCACGGCAUGCCCCGGAACGAGGAAUUGAUGUUUGCCAUGAACGACAUGCACCUAGUCCCAGACUCGGGCACCCCAGUCACCACCAUGCCUCCAGACUUCGGCAACAUGGGCUACCCGAUGCAGUUCCCUCCCGUCCGCCAGGCUUCUCCCCACAGCUACAAUUCCGGCGACACCGGCUCGCCUCAUUCUGCAGUCAGCGUUUCGUCUUCUCAUCAUGGCUCAGUGUCCUGUCGAUAUCCCGUUCUGAAGCCAUUAAUUCCUCACCUGGGCAACGUCAUUUCCAUCUCCAUGGCCUGUGAUUUGCUAGAGUUCUAUUUCCAAAGUUCGUCGUCCAUUUUCAUGGAACCUGCCUCACCCUAUAUCCUUGGCACCGUCUUCCGAAAGCGAUCCUUUCUUCGUCAACACAAGCCCAGGAAGUGCAGCCCCGCUCUCCUGGCAAGCAUGCUCUGGAUUUCCGCACAAACUAGUGAAGCUACCUAUUUGACUUCAUCGCCGUCGGCGAGGUCUGUCAUAUGCCACAAACUCUGGAAACUGACGGUAGACCUGCUCAAACCUCUAGUCCACACGCCCUCGGGCACGCAUGGCUUCACCCAGGGUUCUGGAGGAAUGGUCAGUCCCGCACCCCACGAUGCUUUCGGAGUGGAUAGAGUGAUUGGUAGCUACGAUUCGAGAUUCGAGGCUGGGAUGCCGCCGACGAGCACGUUGGACGAUGUCGCCACCUACAUGAAUCUCGGUGUCGUCACUUCGGCUGGGGAAUAUAAAGCCGCGAGUCUACGCUGGUGGAACGCUGCAUGGAGUCUAGCUCGGGAGCUGAAGCUGGGUCGGGAACUGCCUCAAGAUGCGACGGGCGAGCAUGAUCCGAGUGUUGCAGACCGUGUGGAUGUGGAUAUGGCUAUGGGCGAGGCCAAACCGGUGCAGCCUACCGCUGGCACCCCAGCUGCAGCGCUGAUUGAAGAGAUGAAGGAGGAGCGUCGACGGCUCUGGUGGCUGCUCUACAUGGUUGAUCGACACCUUGGUCUGUGCUACAACAGGCCGCUUGCCAUGUUGGACAAUGAGUGCGAGGACCUGUUCCAGCCGGUACCAGACACCGUGUGGCAGGCUGGCGAGUUUUUCACCGGCAGCUCUACACCGCGCAGGAAAGGCCUCACUUUCCAAUGCACUUCGCAUGACGUCUUCGGCUUCUUCCUGCCUCUCAUGACCAUCCUUGGGGACAUUGUCGACCUCAAUGCCCAGAAGAACCAUCCUCGUUUCGGACAGCGACGCACAUCCAGCUGGGAGCUUCAGGAAUCGGAAAUCACCCUCCAGCUCGAGAGGUAUGCCUACAGCCUCGAGGAGUUCAAAGUCCAGCACGGCUGCGGUCCCGGCGAUGACGGCAAAAUCAAUGCCAGCAAUGGCACUCCGGACCAAGUGCGCAGCGAGUGGAUACACCAGACCAAGAAGGUGGUCGCCUAUGCAACCCACAUCAUGCAUGUCCUGCACAUCUUGACGCAUGGGAAGUGGGAUCCUGUGUCGCUUCUGGACGACAAUAAUACCUGGAUCUGUUCCUCGUCGUUCCUGACGGCCACGUCGAAUGCCAUUGCGGCCGCCCAUGCGGUCGAGGAGAUUCUCGAGCUGGAUCCGGAUCUUUCCUUCAUGUCGUAUCUGUUCGGAAUGUAUCUCUUGCAAGGAAGCUUGAUCCUGCUCUUGCUGGCCGAUAAGCUCUCCACGGAUACCAACGAAAAGGUGAUCAAGGCGUGCGAAAUCAUCAUCCGAGCGCAUGAGGCCGCCGUCGUCACUCUCCAUAACGAAUAUCAGAGAAAUUUUCGCAAAAUAAUGAUUUCCACAUUAGCUCAAAUCAAGGGCCACGCUCAUUCGCGUGAAAUGACGCCCGCCAAGCGGCGGGAGGUGCUGUCCCUGUACCGAUGGACCAGUCUCGGGAACGGUCUGGCCAUCUGAAGAAGUCAUGACCGACAUGACUGCGAUUCGACUUUUUCAGCGACGGCGUUUCAGCGAGCGUAACUGUAUGAUUAUGACCUUGGAAGAGCGGAUGCUGAGGGUCUGGGACCUUCGUGUCUACGGUUUUCUGCGUAAUUAAUGAGAGCGAUAUCCGUGUCGUCUGUGUAUCAAGCAUAUAUAUCCUGUCUGGUUUCUCAGCAA
Messenger RNA from Westerdykella ornata, 2943 nucleotides. Its product is annotated as xylanolytic transcriptional activator 2. The record is from RefSeq and is a predicted model, not a curated record. NCBI's taxonomy places the organism in Eukaryota, Fungi, Ascomycota, Dothideomycetes, Pleosporales, Sporormiaceae. The transcript is spliced from 5 exons. Gene Ontology annotation, biological process: DNA-templated transcription; regulation of DNA-templated transcription. Bases 115 to 2742 code for a protein of 875 amino acids. Gene Ontology annotation, molecular function: DNA-binding transcription factor activity, RNA polymerase II-specific; DNA binding; zinc ion binding.